Haemorhous mexicanus (house finch) is the source of this 2289-nucleotide messenger RNA. It is a transcript of the gene ANKRD35, whose product is annotated as ankyrin repeat domain 35. The transcript is spliced from 12 exons. Bases 115 to 2268 code for a protein of 717 amino acids. Gene Ontology annotation, molecular function: actin binding. NCBI's taxonomy places the organism in Eukaryota, Metazoa, Chordata, Aves, Passeriformes, Fringillidae. The record is from RefSeq and is a predicted model, not a curated record.
ACGCGGCCCCGGAGCGGCGGCUCCCGGUGGUCCCGCAGCGAGGAGGGGGUCGGGGGGGGCCGGGAGCCGAGGGGCUGGGGUCCGGGAGCUCCCGCGGGGCCGGGGGUCCCGGCCAUGAAGAGGAUGUUCUCCUGCUCCAGCUCGCAAGUGACGAUGGAGAGCUGGACGCGGCAGGACCAGAAGCUCCUGGAGGCGGUGACACGCGGGGACGUGGCCCGGGUGGCCGCGCUGGCCGCCCGCAAGGCCGCCCGCCCCGCCAAGCUCAACGCCAGGGGACAGUCCGCGCUCCACCUGGCCGCGGCCGGGGGUCUCACCGAGUGCCUGACGCUGCUGCUGGAGCACGGGGCUCCAGUCAAUGAGAGCAACGAUGACGGCAGCACCGCCCUGCACUUGGCCACCAUCGCCUGCCAGCCGCAGUGUGUGAAGGUGCUGCUGCAGCACGGAGCCAACGAGCGCCACGUGGACGGGCAGAACCGGACACCGCUGCACUGGGCCGCCUCCUCGGGCUGUGCCUCCAGCGUCCUCCUGCUCUGCGACCACGAGGCCCCGCUGGAUGUCCCCGACGCUCACGGCCAGACCCCCCUGAUGCUGGCAGCACAGGGGAACCACGUGGCUGUUUGUGCCCAGCUCCUGCGGCGUGGGGCCGAGCCCGGGCUGGCCGACAGGGAUGGCAGGACGGCAUUGGAGCUGGCCCUGGCUCACGGCAGCCUGGAGGUGGCAGAGCUGCUGCAGGGCCACAAGAGGGACAAGGACACCGGGAAUGUCACCAGGAAUGUCACCGGGGAGGCCCCGAGCUGGGCUCUCCAGAAGGUCCCAAGGAGAGAGAAUGGUGCUGGACAGGUGGGAAUCCAGGGCGAGGAGGAGGAGGAGGAAGAGGAGCAGCGGGACGGACGCGCUGCCCGGCGGCUGCGGGAGGAGCUGGCGAGGAAGACUCUGGAAUGCCGGCGGCUGGAGGAAGCUGCCGAGGGCAUCCGGCGGCGGCUGCGGGAGCUCGUGCGGCUCCUGCCGGGACGGGACGCGGGUGAGGAUGAGGAGGAUGAGGAGGAUGACGGCGCCUGCCUGGAGCUCCUGGCCCGGCGCGUGGCGGAGCUGAGGAAGAGGACGAGGGACGAAGAGUGGGAAGGAGGACACGGCAGCGCCGAGGCUCCGGCGCUGAUCCCGUUCCUGGCCUGGCUGGGAGAGGAGUGCUCCAAAAUGCGGGAAGCGAAGGCCGGAGCCCUGUCCCGGGGCCGGGAGCUGCGUGGGGAAGCAGAGCGUUCCCUCCGGGCCGAGCCCGCCUGGGAGCAGCUGGCGGCGGGGCUGGAGCAGGCGCUGGAGCAGCAGGACCAGAUCCACGCCAGGAUGCUGCAGGGAUCCCAAAUCCUGCUGGAAAAGCUCCGCCGGUGCUCGGUGAACGGCACGGAGCCUGCUCCGGGCGGGAAGCACCGGGAGGAGAUCCCGAGGGAGGGCGGGAGGAUGGAGAAGGAGCUGCUGGAGCUGCGGGAGGGCAACGGGAAGCUCCUGGUGGAGCUGGCGCGGCUGGGCCGGGAGCGGGAGCGGCUGCAGCAGGAGCUGCGGGAGCUGCGGGAUCCCGGCAAGCGGGACGAGGCGUGGCGGCUGCGCCGGGAGCUGCGGGAGCUGCGGGACGGGCUGGGAGCGCGGGUGCGGGAGGCGGGCGGCGACGCCGGGGCCGGGAUUCUCCGGGAUUUACACCGGCGGCUGGACGCGCUGGUGCGGUCCCAGCACGAGGCCCUGCAGCUCAUCACGGAGAUGGAGGGAGAGGCCGGAGAAACCCCCGGGAGCGACGGGGAGGGCGGGAUACCGGGAGAACCGGGAGCGGCGCAGGGCCCGGAGAGCGGCACCGCCGGUGUCCCGCCGGGCUCGGAGGUGGAGCGGUGGCGGGAGGCGGCGGCGGCGGCCGAGGAGCAGGCGGCCGGGCGGGAACGGGAGCUGCGGGAGCUGCGGGAGACGGCGGAGGGGCUGGAGAGGAGCCUGGCAGUGCUGCGGGAGCGCGCGGCUCGGCUGGAGCGCGCCUGCCGGGACAAGGACGGGAAGCUGAAGCAGCUGCUGGUGGAGACAGAGAAACUCUCGGCCGAGGUGUUGGGGCUGCGGGGCCGGAGCGCCCGGCUCCAGCUGCAGCUGGAGGUCCAGCAGAAGCAGCACCGGGACACCGUGGCCGUGUACCGGAGCCACCUCCUCCAGGCUGCCCAGGGAUUCAUGGACGAGGGCGUCCACGCCGCGCUGCUGCGGAUCCUGCGGGCCGAGGCGGCAGCGGGGCCGUGGCAUUAAAGCGGGAAACUGCGACACACA